Molecule: messenger RNA, 2623 nt
Organism: Drosophila busckii
Lineage: Eukaryota; Metazoa; Arthropoda; Insecta; Diptera; Drosophilidae
Gene: B52
Product: serine-arginine protein 55
Exons: 6
Coding region: 1562-2248 (228 amino acids)
Biological process (GO): alternative mRNA splicing, via spliceosome; mRNA splice site recognition
Cellular component (GO): cytoplasm; nucleus; ribonucleoprotein complex
Molecular function (GO): mRNA binding
Source: RefSeq, a predicted model, not a curated record
AAUACACAUUGUGAGAGAUACAGAGAGAGAUCAUGGGUCCAUAAGUGGAGAGCUGAGAGCGACCACUACAUGUAGUGACAGUAAAAAAGAGAAGAUGAUAAGUUCGAAAUGCCAGAGAGACGCACGCACGAGCAUCGAAUAUACAAACAAACAAACAAAUAAAAGCCAGAGAGAAAUUCGACGCCAAAAAAAGAGAGAGCAUCCCCCCACACACGUUAUCAUUGUUGAUCGAUUUGUGCACAACUUCGCUUAUGGGUUAUCAGUUGAUUCUUCCUUGAACCUUCCACAAACGCUCAGCCAGACGAACGCCAAUGCACACCCUCGCUGCCAACGUCGUCGUCGAAGCUAAAACUAAAACUAAACAAAACAUAUAAAGACGGAUGAUGACGCGAGGCCCGGUGACCAAAUCCAUGUGAUUUGGGCUAAACAAAAGGCCAGCCUACGCAAUGUGUGCGCGCGCUGUAUUUAGAGGGGAGAUCGGGCCAAUGCGUAGGCUUGUCUCUUGUUCGCUGUGGCUUAGCCACUAACUCUAUCAGAGAGGCAGAGAGGGAGAGAGGGACAGUUUUGAGUUCGUUGAAAGAGAGAUACAGAGACAGAGAGAAAGACAAAUAAAGUUAGAAGCUAUCGAGCGAUCGUUUGUUCCAUUGAUAAUAUGCUGAUGCCAAGCGCUGAUGACCAAAAAUGAUGAUAAUGAUGUUUGAGACGCGUUCGUUACAUCUUCAGUUAGAGGCCAGCGCCUAAAUUGCGAAUUGAUUGUGUGUGUUCCGCAUACCCCUUACUACUCACUGGCGUUGGAGAGACAGACAGAGAGAGAAGAAGAGAGCAGCUAACGCAGCAAAUCGUCGCGGCCACAACGUUCCACGUCUCAGAGGCGCCCAAACGUAUUUCUUAUUUUUACAGUUCGUUUGUUUAAAAGACAGUGGAAGCGAUGCCUGCCACCGCCCCCGGUUCGGUUGACUGACUGGUUGCGCUGCUCUGCCGCCUACUGUCCACUUGCUCACUGCCACGACUCCGGUCUCUCUACCCACAAAACCCGCCUGCGGCCCCGGCAGUGCAAAUGUGUGUGUUCUGGCCUUUUGGUGCUCUAUGGCUACCGGCAGCUGUUUUGAUAACAAACCACAAAAAAAAAAAUACGAAAAACUAAACAAAUGUAUAACACAAAAACAAAUGUAUAAACAAAAACGGAUGUAGCAUCUAAUCAUUUUACACAAAAUCCCAAUAUGGUCAUUCGCUCUAACUGACAUUCUUGCCUGUGGUGGUGUUCGCUACCUCUGGUUGCUGGUCUGAUCUGAACUGGUCUGGUCUGGUCUGGUCUGACGACAAAUGAUUCGAUUCGAUGUUGAGACGUGAAGCCCGCGCCCCGCCCUCUCUAUAACUCGCGAACAGCUCUUUCGAUGUGUGAGGUCUUGCGUGUUGCGCUCCAGCCUGACGGGUUGAUCCCCAUUGGCCGACCACUUAACUCUACUAGGCAGACAGACAAAACUCCUCUCGGUGUUGUGCGAUUGCGAUUAAAGCGAUGUGUGUACUCUCUCUGAAAGCGCAUUAAGAUCUGAAGGACUACAUGCGUCAGGCGGGCGAAGUCACCUAUGCUGAUGCACACAAGCAGCGUCGCAAUGAAGGUGUGGUCGAGUUUGCUUCUUUGUCGGACAUGAAGACCGCCAUUGAGAAGCUUGAUGAUACAGAGCUCAAUGGGCGCCGUAUUCAUUUGGUAGAGGAUCGUCGUGGUGGACGCAGCGGCGUGGAUCGCCAAGGAGGUGGUGGUGGCGGCGGCGGACGUGGUCGCUCCCGUUCAUCCAGCUCGCGUUCGCGCUCUCGCUCACGCAGGCGUUCACGCUCUCGUCGUUCGACGCACUCACGUUCCAAGUCUCGCAGCCGCUCCAAGUCUCGCGGUGGACGCUCCAAGUCCAAGUCUCCAGUCAAGUCGCGCUCACGCUCACGCGAUCGUGAUUCACGCUCAAACAAAUCCCGUGACGUAUCCAAGUCAAAGUCAAAGUCACGCUCCCGCUCUCGUUCUCGUUCCGUUAAGCGCGAGCGUGAAUCCCACUCACGCUCACGCUCUAUCUCAAAGCGCGAGUCACGCUCUCGUUCUCGCUCCAAAUCCAACCGACGCGAUUCGCGUUCACGCGAUCGUGAUCGUUCCGCCUCUGCUGACAACAAAUCUCGUUCUCGCUCCCCACGUUCUCGCUCUGCAUCUCCUAAGAAUGGAAAUGCAUCACCGGAGCGCAACAAUGAAAGCAUGGACGAUUAGAUUAGUUCACAUUAAUUAUAUAAAAAUUGAUUUAGAUUUCGACUACUUUAUUCUAGAAACCCCCCAAUUAUACAGACAAAUCACCAAAAUCACAUUAAACAAAACACACAAAACAAAAGCAAAACUAAGUCCACACUCUAUCAACGCAUUGUAAACAUUUUUUUAAUAUUUAAAAAUUAUGUUUAAUAACACAAACACACACUCGGCGUGCAUGAUUGCAGCAAUAUAUUAACUUUUAAUGAAUAUUGCUAAACACUGGAGACGCAGACAAAUGUAAUACAAAUGAAAUCAUUGCCCCUAUCUACCAGCUGUUUAUAAACCCAAAUCAAUCACAAAAAUAUUUCAAUAAAAAAUGGAUAAUUUGAUAGAUGUAAA